AUGACUGGACAACUUUUUGAGUGGGCUGGCGAAAAGUCUCACUCUUUAGACAUCACACUGGUGAACACUAAUUUCAGGCAAAACAAAUCAAGAGCGUUUACCCCGCUUUUCCCUAAGGUGAAAAACGAAGCAUGGUGGUUGGUCCUUGCGAACACCUCAACAUGGGAAUUAUAUUCUCUCAUAAGAGUAUCUUUCUCUGAUCACUUGGUUACUCACAUGGAGUUACCAUCAGUUCCUAAGACUCUCCAGAUUGUCAUCUACGGUUCGAGCAAGAGCACUCUAUUUCACAACUUAUUGAACUGCAGGUAUAGCCGUGAGUCUCAAGUAUCAGUGGGAGCUGCCUUCGGGGUAGGCCAGUCCACAGUUUCUCAAGUGACUUGGAGAUUCAUUGAAGCAUUGGAAGAACGUGAAAAGCACCAUCUCAAGUGGCCUGAUUCCAACAGAAUGGAAGAAAUAAAGUCCAAACUUGAAGAAGCCUUUGGAUUUCCCAAUUGUUGUGGAGCCAUAGACGGUACACACAUCAUUAUGACACUUCCUACCUUUCAAACAUCAGGCGAUUGUUGUGACCUGGAGGACAACUACAGCAUGCUCUUUCUGCAGGGAAUUGUUGACCAUGAGAUGAGGUUUCUUGGCAUUGUAACUGGUUGGCCUGGGGGAAUGACGGUGUCUAGACUUUUAAUGUGUUCAGGAUUUUUCAAGCUCUGUGAAGGUGGACAGCGUUUGAAUGAAAAUUUUAGAACUUUAUCUGGAGGAGUAGAGAUUAGAGAAUACUUAGUUGGUGGGUUGGCUAUCCUCUGCUUCCCUAGCUCAUAA
Messenger RNA from Prunus armeniaca (apricot), 813 nucleotides. The record is from the annotation of a GenBank genome assembly. Lineage: Eukaryota; Viridiplantae; Streptophyta; Magnoliopsida; Rosales; Rosaceae.